Molecule: messenger RNA, 2297 nt
Organism: Daphnia magna
Lineage: Eukaryota; Metazoa; Arthropoda; Branchiopoda; Diplostraca; Daphniidae
Product: putative methyltransferase DDB_G0268948
Exons: 8
Coding region: 1415-2221 (268 amino acids)
Molecular function (GO): protein binding; S-adenosylmethionine-dependent methyltransferase activity
Source: RefSeq, a predicted model, not a curated record
GUUUCGCUUUCGCGUUUUAGGGAUGCCCGUUUUUUGCGUUCCAUUUCAUUAGCCUAUAGCCCUAUACGUCUAGCUCAAGUGACUGAUAAAUAAUCGUAUUCUGUGGUUCUGAAUUUUCUGGUAGUUAAGACAAAUGGAACGUAUGAAAAAUUUCAAAUCUUACGAUUGGACUUCGAGUUUGUCGGCAAUAUAUAGGAAUCACAGCCAUGCAGAUAUUACUUUAAUCUGCGAAGGUGAAAAAAUCUUGGUUCACCGCUCCGUCCUUGCUUCGCUUAGUCCUCUAUUUGGUCAGCUCUUAAUGAGUUGUGAAUCCUCUGUUGAACAAGUAAUUUUUCUUGAAGGGUUUAGGUACGCUCUUAUGGUGUGCUUGGUCAAUUUCCUUUACAAUGGGAUUGCUGAGGGUUCAUCAGAUGACUUAGUGACAGUUUCGAAGUAUGCUAAAGAACUGCAAGUGAAAGGUCUUGUAAACUCAGGCCAUAGUACCCAGCCAUUUCAAUUGGAAUUGUUAGAAAAGAGAAAAGUUGAGGAACAACUUCAGAAGCUACAAUCAGACGAAUCUGAUUCAGAUUCCAACUCAGAGGAGGAUGAAGACCUCCAGAUUGUCUUUGAAAAGAACAUCCAAGAAUCAUUCCCUGUAAAGAAAAUUGAAGUAGCUGAAACUAUCGACAAAAGUUACCCUUCAGAAGUUGUCUCUAAAAGAAAAAGAAGUAUCUCGCAAAGCUGUGCAACUGCACAUACUGAAAAAAAGAAAUUAGUUUUGGCACCAAUUCUAGGUGCAACUGAAUUAUCUUCAAAGUCGACACUACCGAUUAAAGUCAUCAGGUGUUCUAUUUGUAAAGAAAUAUUUGCGACCAAAGCCGAUCUUAAAAUUCAUCUGGGAAGUCAGCAUUCAGAUCAACUUACUUGCGGCAUUUGCUCAAUACUGUUUUCAUCUCGAGUUACUUUAAAGAGGCAUUUAAAGAAACAUAUAUCAUCUUUGAAUGGACUUCUCGGGUCGCUAAGUACUGCCCAUUGCCAAGCGUGAUAUAAAUUAAAUUCCGAAUUAUUUCUCUCAUUCUUGGUUUCGUGUAAUGGAACUAUUAUUUUUAUUGUAAAUCCCCGUUUGCACCGCGUUUGCUUUAAAAAAAAAAAAUCUGUUGGUCAACCAUAGUACUGUAUUUUAAAUAAUUCAUUAUAAACAUUUCGUGGAAGCAUUUUUCGAAUUGGUAUGUGUUGGGAUCACAUGGGAAACAUGUUAUGGCAUCCAUGGCAUAACUACGACAUAAAUAAGUGGCUAUGUUUACACUCCCCGCCUUCCAUCCCAUAGUUUACCAGAUUGAAGUUGUUGUUGUCAACGGUUUUGACGCUCAAGGGCCGGAAAAGUAUUAUUAGUUUCUAACAACCCUCGAUUCCUCGUUUGUUUCUUGUUUAAAAAAUGGCUCAAAAAUAUUUUGAAGGGGUUGCCCACGCCAAUUUGUACGCGAAAUUUCGCCCUAGUCCGCCGCAAAAACUUGGAAAUCAAAUAAUCAGUUACCUUAAAAAGAAGUAUACAGGAGACCUAAGCCUGUGUUUGGACGUCGGAUGUGGAAAUGGGCAGAGUAGUAAGAUUUUCUCGCCGUAUUUUCAAAAGGUAAUUGCUACAGAUGCAAGUCCUGCUCAAGUGAAAGUUGCAAAGACUAUGAAUCAUCCCCCCAACAUCAACUUCUUGGUUAGCCUUGCUGAAGAACUACCAGUUAAAGAUGGAUCAGCACAAAUUGUUACUGCCAGCCAAGCCUGCCACUGGUUUGAUCUAGCAACUUUUUUUAAGGAAACUAAAAGGGUUUUGUGUCCAGGUGGUAUUGUUGCUUUAUCAGGGUACACCUUUCCAAAGUUUUUACAUCCCACAAAAGCAAAUGAUUUACAAAGCGCCUUUAAUCUGCUGUAUCAUAAAAGGACUGGCUCAUUUUGGGGGAAGGGCCGUGAGCUUGUAGAUAAUGAGUAUUCUGAUAUAACACUACCCUUUAAGGAUUUGACAAGAGAGGAAUUCUGGACGGAUCCAAUCACCACCACUAUGUCAGAAUUUGUUGGCUACAUUACUACUUGGUCUGGUUUUCAAAACUAUUGCAAAGUUCAUGGACCAAAUGCAGGAGAAGAAAUCCUGGAAGAAUUCACAUCAAGCUGCGUGAAAGCGUGUGAAAACUACGAGGAUAACGCGCAGCUUUUAAUUACCCGAAAAUACUUUCUUUUGAUGGGUCGAAUUUAAACGAUAACACAGAUAAUAAAGACUGUAAAAAAUUGUAAAAUUUCCAACAAUACACCAAUUGUAUUCUACAGCGUAA